Messenger RNA from Iphiclides podalirius (scarce swallowtail), 225 nucleotides. The record is from the annotation of a GenBank genome assembly. NCBI's taxonomy places the organism in Eukaryota, Metazoa, Arthropoda, Insecta, Lepidoptera, Papilionidae.
AUGGGCUUAAUUAAAGGUCAAUUUGAAGGGUUUAAAUCGUUAUCGCGAGGUAGAGUGCAUAGUGGUGGCGCGGCGAUAAGCGCAGGCCGGGCGAGGCGUAAGGCGGCUCGCAGCCGCAGUUGUACUCGGAAGGCCCGCGCGGGUGCACGCGUCGCGGCUCGAGCCGCCCGCCGCCUCCGCGACAUCCCCGGCCAUAUUCCAACCCCAGAUUGCCAAUAUUACGGA